Messenger RNA from Molossus molossus (Pallas's mastiff bat), 1790 nucleotides. It is a transcript of the gene COQ6, whose product is annotated as coenzyme Q6, monooxygenase. Gene Ontology annotation, biological process: ubiquinone biosynthetic process. Gene Ontology annotation, cellular component: mitochondrion. Gene Ontology annotation, molecular function: FAD binding; 2-octaprenyl-6-methoxyphenol hydroxylase activity; oxidoreductase activity, acting on paired donors, with incorporation or reduction of molecular oxygen, NAD(P)H as one donor, and incorporation of one atom of oxygen. The transcript is spliced from 13 exons. Lineage: Eukaryota; Metazoa; Chordata; Mammalia; Chiroptera; Molossidae. The record is from RefSeq and is a predicted model, not a curated record. The coding region runs from base 37 to 1446 and encodes 469 amino acids.
CAAGGCGGGUUGCCAAGUAGCGCGCAUGUCAGCAUCAUGUCGGCUCUGCUAGCUGUGAGAAGGUUGGGGGCUGCACCUGCAGCUGCCGGAAGAAGCCCGCUAGUCUCCUGUCGGCGGUGGGCCGGCUCCCCGGCCGACACCGUGUACGAUGUGGUGGUGUCUGGUGGAGGCCUAGUGGGCGCCGCCAUGGCCUGUGCCUUGGGAUAUGAUACUCACUUUCAUGAUAAGAAAAUUCUAUUGCUAGAAGCAGGUCCAAAGAAAGUAUUGGAGAAAUUGCCAGAAACUUACAGCAACAGGGUCAGCUCCAUUUCCCCUGGCUCUGCAACCCUUCUCAGUAGUUUUGGUGCCUGGGACCACAUCUGCAACAUGAGAUACAGAGCCUUUCGGCGAAUGCAGGUAUGGGACGCCUGCUCAGAGGCCCUGAUCAUGUUCGACAAGGACAACUUGGAGGACAUGGGCUAUAUAGUGGAGAACAAUGUCAUCAUGCACGCUCUCACCAAGCAGCUGGAGGCUGUGUCAGACCGAGUGACUGUUCUCUACCAGAGCAAAGCAGUCGGCUACACCUGGCCUGGUCCAUUUUCCAUGGCAGACUCCAGCCCUUGGGUUCAUAUUACCCUAGGUGAUGGCAGCACCCUCCAGACCAAAUUGUUGAUUGGCGCAGAUGGUCACAACUCAGGAGUACGGCAAGCUGCGGGAAUCCAGAAUAUUAGCUGGCACUACGAUCAGUCUGCUGUUGUGGCUACUCUACAUUUAUCAGAGGCCACAGAAAACAAUGUAGCUUGGCAGAGAUUUCUUCCCUCUGGGCCCAUCGCUCUGCUCCCGCUCUCAGACACCUUGAGUUCCUUGGUCUGGUCCACAUCCCAUGAACAUGCCGCUGAGCUGGUCAGCAUGGAUGAGGAACACUUUGUGGAUGCCAUUAACUCCGCCUUUUGGAGUGAUGCUAACCACACGGACUUCAUCGACUCUGCCAGCACCAUGCUGCACUAUGCUGUUGCCUUUCUGAAGCCCACUAAGGUCUCAGCUCGCCAGCUGCCCCCAAGUGUAGCCAGGGUGGAUGCCAAGAGCCGAGUACUGUUUCCUCUUGGAUUGGGACAUGCUGCUGAGUACGUCCGGCCUCGGCUGGCGCUCAUUGGGGAUGCUGCCCACAGGGUCCAUCCACUUGCAGGACAAGGUGUCAACAUGGGCUUUGGGGAUAUUUCCAGCUUGGCCCAUCACCUCAGUAUUGCAGCCUUCAAUGGGAAAGACUUAGGCUCCAUGAGCCACCUCACAGCUUAUGAGACAGACAGACAGCGUCACAACACUGCUCUUCUGGCUGCUACCGACCUGCUGCAAAGGCUCUACUCCACCAGUGCCCCUCCACUCGUGCUGCUCAGGACGUGGGGCUUGCAGGCCACAAAUGCAGUGUCUCCGCUCAAAGAACAGAUUAUGGCCUUUGCAAGCAAAUGAAUGCUCCUCUUCUGUAGAUUAUAUUGAAGAAAGAUGAACAUCUUUUUCCAAGGCCAUCACAGAGUUUCAACACUUAAUUUAAUAAAUUGACUUUGUAUUAGCAUUCCCUAGUCUCUUUUUCUCCUUUAUUUAGGGAACCUGUGGAGCCCAAAUAAUGAGUGAUAAUUUGCUGUGAGGAGGGUGUAUAAACCAAGCCAAGGAAAACCCCAAAGGAGACGACUAUUAUGAUUUUUGUUAAAAAGAACUUUUUAUUACUAAAACAAUUGCUAAGACUGGUAGCUGUCGGGUCAGGUGCUAUAGAUGCUUGAAGAGCUCACUGCAGUACCAGGGGUGCCUCUUGAAGA